Messenger RNA from Scatophagus argus, 1980 nucleotides. It is a transcript of the gene rab3b, whose product is annotated as RAB3B, member RAS oncogene family. Gene Ontology annotation, molecular function: GTP binding; GTPase activity. The record is from RefSeq and is a predicted model, not a curated record. Bases 1327 to 1980 code for a protein of 217 amino acids. Gene Ontology annotation, cellular component: synaptic vesicle; plasma membrane; endosome. The transcript is spliced from 5 exons. Gene Ontology annotation, biological process: regulation of exocytosis; protein localization to plasma membrane; protein secretion. Lineage: Eukaryota; Metazoa; Chordata; Actinopteri; Scatophagidae.
GUGUUCAUGACAGUUAAAUAAUCACCAGAGCCUGGCUGAUCAAUCAGGUUUUCCGCUCUAAUCACAUCUGAGCAGGAUCGAUGCUGCAACAUUAAAACGCAGAACUGAUGCUGUGCAGGUGAUGAAUGUGAAGCGACCCUGCAGACACACCUGUGUGUGUGUGUGUGUGUUCAUAUGGUUGUUGUCGCAGCACAAACAGGCACAUUUUUCCUGCUUUUCGCCUCGCUGCUUCAGUCAUGAGUCAUCGCGAGCAGACGACAGCCGCUCCUGCCGCUGCGCGUCUGCGGGACUGCGCCGCCUGAUAGGGCGGAGGAGCAGCCAGAAAAAACAAAAACCAAAGCGCAGUUCAUUCACAGAGAAGCCGGCGGUGGUUAUUUUUAGGGGGAGGAGGUGACAGGCAGCAGACGCCUUAGCAAAUAUUCCCAUAUCGCUUCGCUCCACCUUGAAUUAACGCAGGAUGUCAGCGUAGAGCCGUGCGUAAAGGCUGCGUGCGGCGCCGCGGGACGAGGCGACGCUUCACAGGCAGCUUCACCUCUUUUCCACUGUGCUCACUGCAAACGACGCCGCAUUUCCUGAACAGACGUUUGGUGGAGCGGAUCUUAUCGUUGGUGCUGCUCCGUUUGGACACAUUUGGGGGGUUUAUUGUUAUUUACUGUGAGCGCGGACACCGAGCGGGCUGUCUCCAUCAGGUGCAGAGCAGAGAGAGAGCAUCGCAUCCGCCCAGCAGAGGUAAGACAGACAGAAAACACGACGACCGGCGGCGACACAACACCGUUCAGCAGCGCCGUAACGAACACACACACACACACACACACACACACACAUAUCCAGAAACAUCGAUCACACCUGAGCCGGUGCGCCACUGGACCAACAGUUCAUCCCAUAAUCAUCUUAAAUGUAGAUUAAAUGUAGAGCCUGUUUCAUUAAAUAUGUUUUUCUGAUCUCCUCUCGUAUCUGCAGCCCCCACUGCGCUCCUCACACUGGAGAAAAGCUCGAUCAGUGAUGUCAGUGAGUCCACCAUAUGGACCCCGCCGUACAGUACGGUGGGUCCUGAGGUGCUCCUGUGUUCCGGGCCAUGACCACCUCGCAGGCCGAGGCUCUGCUGUGGUCUGUCCGUCAUGUUUCUCCUCCCCGCAGGAGUGUGAGACACAAUCAGACUAAAUUCCUACAGUGUCUCCGUUUAUGGAUUUCCACGGUGCUUGCUCAUAUUUUAAAUCUCACAUAUUAUUGUAUUCACGAAGGCCCGUUAUUCCUGCUGUGCGGACGUUUCUCCUCAGUCUUCCGUGUUGAUCCUGCCUGGUUGUGGGUUCAUGGCCCUCAGUGGAGAUGGCGAAGGCAGACCAGCGUUUCGGCCAGCGGGACGGCUCCGACCAGAACUUUGACUACAUGUUCAAACUGCUGAUCAUCGGUAACAGCAGCGUCGGGAAAACGUCCUUCCUGUUUCGCUACGCCGACGACUCCUUCAGCAACUCUUUUGUCAGCACCGUGGGCAUCGACUUCAAGGUGAAGACGGUGUAUCGCAAUGACAAGAGGAUCAAGCUGCAGAUCUGGGACACGGCGGGACAGGAGCGUUACCGCACCAUCACCACAGCCUACUACCGCGGCGCCAUGGGCUUCAUCCUCAUGUAUGACAUCACCAACGAGGAGUCCUUCAACGCCGUCCAGGACUGGGCCACUCAGAUAAAGACGUACUCCUGGGACAACGCACAGGUGAUCAUGGUGGGCAACAAGUGUGACAUGGACGAGGAGAGAGUCGUACCUCCAGAGAAAGGAAAACACCUGGCCGACCAGUUAGGCUUUGAGUAUUACGAGGCGAGUGCCAAGGAGAACAUCAACGUGCGGCAGGUCUUCGAGCGCCUGGUGGACAUCAUCUGUGUGAAGAUGUCAGAGCGCGUGGACGUGGAGGCGCCGGCGGCUCCCGGCACCAAGACCACCAGACUGACCGAUAAGCCCGCUCAGCUACCUCAGAAGUGCUGCUGA